ACUUGAAGAAGUUAUAAAAUUAUUCUCAAACAAAUCGUUUUUAAGUUAGUUUCCAAUAUCAAAUUCAAAACUUGACAUUGGUUGGUUGAUACCUUGCAGUUAACUUCGUUAUCGGUAGAUUUAGCUUACUUUGACCUCCACAUGACUUUGACAGUUUUGAAACAAAUUUUGUGCAGGUCGGUAGUCAGUUGCCGAUUUCUUCUUGUAUCUCGAAAUCGAAAUUUUUCUAAUAUGGCUUUGAAUAAACUUGCAAUUGAUGCUUUGGAUCUUUCCAACAAAAGGGUGCUAAUGAGGGUGGAUUUCAAUAUACCAUUGAAAGAUGGUGUUAUUACUAAUAAUCAGCGAAUUGUAGCCGCUUUGGAUUCUAUAAAAUAUGCUUUGGAGAAGAACGCUAAAAGUGUAGUUUUAAUGUCUCAUUUAGGGCGCCCCGAUGGUACCCCUAAUCCUAAAUAUACCAUGAAACCAGUUGCCGGAGAACUACAGAAGUUAUUGAAUAGGGAUAUUAUUUUCCUCAAUGACUGUGUAGGUUCAGAAGUAGAAGAAGCUUGCAAGGACCCCAAACCUGGCUCUGUUAUUCUUCUUGAAAAUUUACGUUUUCAUAUUGAAGAAGAAGACCAUUCUUGGCCAUUUUAG
This is a messenger RNA of Leptinotarsa decemlineata (Colorado potato beetle), 633 nucleotides long. RefSeq names its product Phosphoglycerate kinase (gene Pgk). Gene Ontology annotation, cellular component: cytosol. NCBI's taxonomy places the organism in Eukaryota, Metazoa, Arthropoda, Insecta, Coleoptera, Chrysomelidae. Gene Ontology annotation, biological process: gluconeogenesis; glycolytic process. Gene Ontology annotation, molecular function: ATP binding; ADP binding; phosphoglycerate kinase activity. The record is from RefSeq and is a predicted model, not a curated record.